AUGUUCAGAGAACUCAAGAGGAGGGUUUCCGAUAUGCCCGAGGAGCUCAAGAGUAGGGUCUCCGGGGUGCCAGACAGAAGGUCGGCUCUGGUCCCUGCGGCUUUGAUUAUGACGUUGAGCUCUCUGGGCGCGAUUUUGCAUUCCAGCGCUCAUGUGUACCUGAUUGAGCAAGCUAUAUGCAGGGACUACUAUGCGUCACUGGAGAAUAUCGGGAUGGGGGGUGGAAGCCUCAUCGACGAGACGAUUUGCAAGAUUCCGAAUAUCCAGUCGAAGGUUGCUUCGACAUGUCAAGCAGCUAAGCAACAUGCAGCAUUGUUCCUGGCGGGUCCGUAUGGUAAGAUUGGGAGGGUGAUAGGGAAGAAGCCGGUUUUGAUCUUGAACAUGGGAAGCCUGGGAUUUUCGGGGAUCUUCUUCGCUGCUGUUUUGUCGACCAAGAUGAAUUGUAGGAAGGUUUCCGCUUGUGGGAUUCUGUCACUGACUGAUGUCAGGAGCCACGUCUUUUACAAGCUGAGCGCUUCACAGAUGCUUAUAUCGUUCGUGGGCCUAUGGCUGAGCUCUUUCCUUCUGCGGCAGAAUGUCUGGCUGCAAAUCUUUGUCGGCUUCGUCACCCUCAUUAUCGCCAUUCCGGUCUGCUUCAUGUUCCCAAAUUCGGGGAAAGCGUCGACCCAGCCGGAGACAAAAUCGAACUUCUCGAGCAGUGAGUUCCAGCAAUCCACGGAAACUUCGUCCCUUAUCAGCCCUGCCGGUACCCCACUAGUCCCCCUAGCCAUCGAACCCGAAGGGGGGACAGUCUGGAUCGUGCUGAGCGGCCUGACAGCAAGCACAACACAUUCUCUAGAACUUUUCCGAGAAAUGCUGUACUCCUCGCCUCUCUCUCGGACAACGCUCUUGGCAUUCUUUUCGUUCAGAGCAGGCACUAGCAUUGACGUGAUUCUCAAGCAAUGGCCAUGUAUCACGCAUGGCUGGGUCAUUGCUCAGGUGAACGCCAUCAACGCCUAUGAGAUGUCGGUGGCUUCCGUCAUUCUCCUGACGCUGCCCGCCAUCUCCCGUCGAUUGCUCCAACCCCGCUUCGGAGGCUCAGUCUUGGAUGUCGAUCUCUAUGUUACGAAGAUAUGCACUUUGGGGCAUGUUUUCGGUGUUAUCUGGAUGGGGUUUGCACCAGGCAGGGUUGGAUACAUUCUCGCUAUCACUCUAUGGAAUCUGUCGUAUGGCAUGACGGAUGCGUUAAGAAGCUAUGUGACGGGGGUAAUCAGAAACAAGGAGGAGGUUGAGCAGUUGUAUUUGGGGAUUGGAAUGGCCGAGAUGAUGGCCGGCAUAAUAGCUUCGGCAGCUUGGGCUGGUGUCUUUGCGAAAGUUGUCGGGAGCGGUUAUUUGUUGACCAGGUUGCCGUUUAUAGGGAGUGCGAUUGUAUUUGUCGGCUGUUUUACCUGUGUGUGGGCAUUGGGUCGGUUCGACGACAGACGGAAGGGAAACGAGCAGGUCUAG
This is a messenger RNA of Drepanopeziza brunnea f. sp. 'multigermtubi' MB_m1, 1485 nucleotides long. The record is from RefSeq and is a predicted model, not a curated record. NCBI's taxonomy places the organism in Eukaryota, Fungi, Ascomycota, Leotiomycetes, Helotiales, Drepanopezizaceae.